Lampris incognitus (smalleye Pacific opah) is the source of this 1508-nucleotide messenger RNA. RefSeq lists its product as uncharacterized. Gene Ontology annotation, biological process: D-serine catabolic process. Bases 153 to 1295 code for a protein of 380 amino acids. NCBI's taxonomy places the organism in Eukaryota, Metazoa, Chordata, Actinopteri, Lampriformes, Lampridae. The record is from RefSeq and is a predicted model, not a curated record. The transcript has 10 exons. Gene Ontology annotation, molecular function: D-serine ammonia-lyase activity.
GCGAGGACGCCGUAGAAAUAAUUGCCCAUUACAGGAAACAGCGAUCACCGAGUGGGGCGGCGAGCUACAAGGGUUCAAAGUGCAGAUAUUUGAAUAUUGAACAUCUGCCGAUCGGAAGUUUGACUCGGACCCCGUGCCUUGCGGCCGACAUAAUGGAGGGAGACACGAUAACAGACCUGUGUACCCCUGCUCUGGUAGUGGAUGUGGACAUCGUGAAAAGAAAUGCACAGAGGAUGACAGAGCGCUUUCUGAAAAUGGGAGUCCAGCUAAGACCGCACAUGAAGACCCACAAAACCCUUGAGUGCGCUGACAUAAUGACAGGUGGAUCACGGCGCUGUAUAGUGGUGUCCACGCUUGCAGAAGCCUCUUUCUACGCUGACCAUGGAUUUGAUGACAUCCUCUAUGCAUACUCUGUUCCCUUUGAUAAGGUGGAGCGCUCUGCAGCCCUCUCAGAGAGACUGACUCUCUUUCAGGUUUUACUGGAUCACCCUGAUGCUCUGGAGCAGCUGAGGAAGAGACCACUGAGAGACAGACGGCCGUGGCACGUCUGGCUGAAACUAGACUGUGGCAAUGGGAGAGAAUAUAUUAAAAAGCAUUUAUUCUCUCCAGCUGGGAUCUUACACUCAGAACCAGAGGCUAUGCAAUUGGCUCAGGCCAUCUCUGAAACAGAGGGUGUGGAGCUAACUGGUGUAUAUGCACAUUGUGGGAACACCUAUAACUGCAGAGGCAUUGAGGAAAUACAAGCUGUUGCCCAGGAAACUACCACCUUCGUUCUACAGUUUAUGGAUAAACUGAAGGCUGUUGGCAUCUCCUGCAAGUCCAGUAUUGGUUCCACCCCUUCCUGUAGCCAUCCAGUCAAAGACAUGGCCUGCCUUAGUGAGGUGCAUCCUGGAAACUAUGUCUUCUAUGAUGUGCAACAGUCCGUGAUAGGCUCUUGCAGCCUUGAGGACGUGGCCGUGCGAGUUCUGACCAGGGUCAUUGGACAUUGCCCUCACAGGAACCAGCUACUGAUCGACUGUGGCUGGACUGGAAUCAGUCUGGAUGGAGCUGGAAAACUUCCCACUGGAUACGCUAUGAUUGAGGGACAGCCUAAUCUUAAGUUGGUGUCCAUGACCCAGGAACAUGGGAGAGUGGAGCCCAUCUCAGACAUGCUUGACCACAGCAAAUAUCCUCUGGGUUCUUUGCUCACGUUGAUCCCGUACCAUUCGUGUGCAACGGCAUCGAUGCAUCCUGUCUACCACAUCCACUCUGGAGGACGUUUGGUGGGGAAAUGGUUGCCCGCACGCGGAUGGUGAAAACCCCACCUUGGACUGACAAUGAUUUUAUCCUCUUCACAGUAUUGGGUAUAAAAGUAGAUGCCACAGGCAAGCACAUUGAAACGAUUAUGUCUUCUACAAAAAAAAAAGAUGCAAUUUGUCCCUUCUAAUGUAAUAUGACAGAAUUUUUACUUAUCGGCAAACUAAGUAUUUAGGUACCUUUAUAAUAAUAAAAGCUCUUUAUUAAAUUUA